This is a messenger RNA of Malania oleifera, 966 nucleotides long. RefSeq names its product nascent polypeptide-associated complex subunit beta-like. The record is from RefSeq and is a predicted model, not a curated record. The coding region runs from base 277 to 753 and encodes 158 amino acids. Gene Ontology annotation, cellular component: cytosol; nascent polypeptide-associated complex. The transcript has 6 exons. NCBI's taxonomy places the organism in Eukaryota, Viridiplantae, Streptophyta, Magnoliopsida, Santalales, Ximeniaceae.
AUAGAUUUGUAGAACUUAUAAGUUGGUGUGUAUGCGGAGCACACGAUCAUUAUCCAACCCUAAACCCCAACAAUUCUCAUCGUCUCAUUUCUUACAACACUCCCCACUCUCAGCCGCUCGCUUACUCGCUCUCUCGCGCCUCUCACCCGUAACCUAUCUCCUCCGCGCACGGCCGCCUACUACCGGCAUCUCUUCCGAGCAAGCCCCUAACAUCUCAUUGCCGGCACUGCGUUGGCGGCCACCACUUCAUCACCUGCCUGGGAUAAUUGCUUGAAAAUGAAUAAAGAGAGGCUGAUGAAGAUGGCUGGUGCUGUUCGCACUGGAGGAAAAGGGACAAUGCGAAGAAAGAAGAAGGCUGUUCACAAAACAACAACUACAGAUGAUAAGAGGCUCCAAAGCACUUUAAAAAGAAUUGGGGUGAACACCAUUCCAGCUAUUGAAGAAGUCAAUAUUUUCAAGGAUGAUGUGGUUAUCCAGUUUCUAAAUCCCAAAGUUCAAGCUUCCAUUGCUGCCAAUACAUGGGUUGUUAGCGGUUCUCCUCAAACAAAAAGGUUGCAAGACAUUCUUCCUGGGAUCAUCAACCAGCUGGGACCAGAUAACUUGGACAACCUGAGGAAGAUUGCGGAGCAGUUCCAAAAGCAGACACCAAGUGCUGGAGCAGCAGUACCAGAGGAAGAUGACGAUGAGGAUGUACCAGACCUUGUGGCUGGUGAGACCUUUGAAGCUGCAGCGGAAGAAGCGCGCACGUCAUAGCCAGACUAACUGGUGUUUCUCCCAAUCUUAGCCUCUUCUACUUAUUCCGUUUUUCUUCUAAGAUUUCUAUUUUAUGCUGCCUUGUUCAAUUAGGCUGUUUUCUUAAUAUUUUUUUGUUAUUGUAACAAAUUGGGUGGUACCUGUUAUAAUGUUGUCAAACUCUGGGAAAAUGUUGCUUUUUAGGAUGUAAUAGUCUAGUUCUUACCAUCUGAA